UUCUGACGAAGAACGAAUGACGAGCUACUGGACCUAUAUAUGUUCUCAACUCCUGAUCGUGAAGUGCGGACUGCAGACUUGUCAGUCAAAGUCUUUAGUGUGAUCAGUCAUUUCACAAACCAUGUUACUGACAUUUUUGUUUAUUUGCAGGACACUGAGCUCACUGGGACUCCAGGGAACAUUACCACUGCUGGACGGCCUUACGGAGCUUAGACAACUGGUGCUUGAUGGCAACGCGUUCUAUGGACCAAUUCCUGACCGAUAUGGAUCUUAUUCACACCUUGAAUCACUGAGUUUGAGGUCUAAUUCGCUUAGCGGUCCACUCCCGCAAGAACUUGGAGCCCUUAUGAAUUUGACUGGCUUGUAAGUGGCAUGCUGCUUUUGAGAAUGGUGCUUGCUUUCCUAGUUCUUCAGGCAUAGUAAAUCGAAUGGCCAUGC
Molecule: messenger RNA, 438 nt
Organism: Chara braunii
Lineage: Eukaryota; Viridiplantae; Streptophyta; Charophyceae; Charales; Characeae
Source: the annotation of a GenBank genome assembly